This is a messenger RNA of Heterobasidion irregulare TC 32-1, 1130 nucleotides long. RefSeq lists its product as uncharacterized. NCBI's taxonomy places the organism in Eukaryota, Fungi, Basidiomycota, Agaricomycetes, Russulales, Bondarzewiaceae. The transcript has 7 exons. The coding region runs from base 1 to 1023 and encodes 340 amino acids. The record is from RefSeq and is a predicted model, not a curated record.
AUGGGGAUACCCUUGGACAAGGCUGAAUUCCUGGCUCUCUUCUUAGAAACUUUCGCGUACGGUAUCUUUUUCGCAUUGUGCUGGAUCACAAUCUUCACCGUAUUCUGGAAGCGCAAAGAAAAACCCUCUGUCGGGCGUUUGCUCCUCCCAGUGGCUUUGAUGAUGCUCGUUUUUGCAACUGCGCACCUCGUCAUCGACUUUGUUAGAGCUAUCGAUGCAUUCGUGAUGCAGGGAACCAUGGACGGUGGGGCUAGCAGCUACUUCGGUAACCUGUCUAGUCCAACAAUCAUAGCCAAGACAGUGUUAUAUUGGGCUCAGACAUUGCUCAAUGAUAGCAUAAUUAUAUGGCGCUGCUAUGUCAUAUACGGGAAACGAUUCAGAGUGAUCAUUCCCCCGAUUCUAUUUUUAUUUCCCGCCUUCGUCGCUGGAAUAAUGACUAUGUACUUAUUCAGACAUUCUGCACCGGGCGAUACCGUCUUCGCGACCUCGCAUCCCAAUACCAUAGUGUGGUUCUCUGUGACCAUAGCAAUCAACGUCUAUUGUACCACCAUGAUAUCAUGGCGCAUCUACUCUACAGGUCGACUCCGGUCGAGUAUUGGCAUGAACAUGAGCAGUCUCUUCCCAGUCAUGUUCGUGUUCAUCGAAAGCGGCGCGCUCAUAACUUCCGGCGCCAUCGCUUUUCUUUGUGCGUUUCUCACCUAUUCGAACGGUCAGUACCCGGCCAUGGAUAUUCUGAGCCCUCUUGGGGGAAUUGUAUUCUGCCUCAUUAUUUUGCAAGUGCGGUUUCAGACGAACCUGUUUUCGGGCCCAUCAGAAGUCACAACUCCGUCGUGUCGCAGUUCGAUUCGCUGGGAAAGUCGCUCAAGUGCACCCCCGCAAAGCCGACAUGUGGGGCAUUUGGCCAUUAACUCAAUACCGAGUGUAAUAUCUGUCGAAAACAUGACGCAUACAGACAGCACUGAUGAGGGUUCGGAGACGACAUUGAAGAAUGAUAGGGUAGAAGUUGAGGGUGGAAUUGUGUAACAGGUUAUGAGUCUUAUGCCUGAGGACGCCAGUCGGGACAAUGCAUUCGCGCCUGUGAUAUCACUUUGAUAGACUUCAAUACAAAACGGAAAAUCGUUUAGAGGUGC